AUGAAUACUAGAAAAAAUCGUGUGACAAAACCUUACAAAAAGGUGCUCAAAUCGUGCACAAGGUGUAGACAGCAUAAGACCAAGUGUGAUGCUGACGUUAGGAAACCGUUGGCGUGUACGCACUGUUCACGAAAAAGCUUCGAAUGUGUGUUUGAUGUUAUAGACACCCCACCAAAGAGGUCAUCGGAAGUUGUUGAGCAGUUAACAGCUGAAGUGGGCGAGUUGAAGGAAAAGUUGUACGACAUGAUAGAAAGCAGAAGCAAGAUGAUUCAAAUGUUACUAGGCGACCAAAGGCCAUCUCCUAUGGAAGAUCUCCAGGCGGAGGACCAGGCACUGGAAGGAGAAUUUGAGUAUGAAUCACAAUCUGAAUCAAACUAUGACUCAGAAGAAUCGGAAUCUGAGUUGGAAGAGUCUGAGUUCGAAUCUGACGUGGAAUCUGAAGGUGGCACCGUUGAAACCGAGCACGGUGAUCAUAUGAUGGAGACAGACUCCAAACCACUGCCCCUCCACUCGGACAUAUCAGUUUCUUCUCUCUCGUAUAUCUCGCUGAGUUCCUGCAAGAUUAUUGCUACCACUACCAUCCAGAUCCCAUCGGCAACAACAGCCAAACUUCACUCAACAUGUACAGAUACAUCUUUCAAGUUGGAAAGCACGCAACUUUCAGUUCAAGAUGCCGAAAAGCUUUUCGAGAUCUACAGAACAAAGUUCCACAAGUUUUUUCCUGUUUUACCAAAUCAGUUUUUAUUUGACUUGAAGCAAGUCUAUAACGAGAGUGAUUUGUUGUUCUGGUCCAUUGUCGUGGUAUCAAUGACAGAACUGCAGGAAAUUGAAGGCCCUUCAGACUCGCUUAUUACCGCUGUCAAAGCGUUAGUGGUAGAUAAGUGUUGGUACAACACUCCGAGAUCGGUUCAUACGUUGUUGGCUCUCUCAAUAUUGACUACAUGGCCAAUUCACAACGAUGACGCACUUUCUACUAAUUAUCUCCUGCUCAUGAAUAAUCUCUCUUUGCAACUUGGUUUGCAUAAGUCGGAAUUUAUUCAGGAGUUCAGUCACAAGACCCAAGUUGGAAUCUCCAAGUACUCCUCUGACAACAAUAAAUUGAUCAGAGAAAGACUUUACAAAUACAUAUCGAGUCAGUCUUACUACUGGCUCACCUUCUUGGGUUACCCACAACAAACAGAAGAGGACUUCAUUUUGGAUAGGGCCCACUACCAGGUCACUAAUAAUCGUAACGAUCAAUAUAUCAAUAGUCUCCUCAAGCUAUCUAGCAUUCAACUGAAAAUCUCAAAGAUCUUUGAAAGUUCGGAUCACUCAGUGACUAGGUUGUAUCAAAUCAACAAGACCAAGCGUUUUAUAAAUAUUGGAAUGUUUGAACAGAUUUUGAAUGAGUUUUCAUUGCAUUUCGAUUCAAAUUCUGCUGACUACAACUUGCUUGAACUCUCAAUUCAGUAUACCAAAUUACAACUUUACUUGUUUUCAUUCUCACCCUUGGACAAAUUCAAAACGGAUUUGAACUUGUCUGUGGAUGAGUACAAGCAAUAUGUCUACAAGGCAUUACAAUGUUGUUAUAAAAUCGUAGUGAUAUUUAAUAAGACUUUCGCAGGUAGAAAGUCCGUCGACUCGAUCCCAAUCCAGUAUAGAUUUGCCUUGGAAUUAAGUUUAUUAACUAUGAUGAAAAUAUACUACAGUCCAUUACUUGGUAAGGUGGAAGACUUCAAACAACUCAAAGCUGUAUUCCAAAGCGGAUACAAAUGGUACGAAAAUAGAAAUUUUGAAGGUGAGAAGGUGGUUUCCAUCUUGAAAGGGUAUGAAGAAGCAUAUAAAUUGGAUAAGAGUUGCAUUCUUGGAAUUGAUACCAAAAGUAGAAAAAACCAUAACAAAAUCAUUAAUAACGAUCAUAACAAAUUCUUCCUUUUGAAAACUUUCAAAGAUUACUUUGUUUCCACAUUGUCGCAUGAAAUGAGUAAAACUAUUGAAAGGGUAAAAAAGGAGGAAGCUAAAGGAAAGCAUCUGGAAUGUAUUUCCUGGGAAAGGUUGGGCUUGAACACAGGCAACGAUCAAAAAAGGCAGAUAAUAGAGUAUCUUGAAAACGAAAAUUGUGGUUUAAUCAAUUAA
Molecule: messenger RNA, 2115 nt
Organism: Dujonia railenensis
Lineage: Eukaryota; Fungi; Ascomycota; Pichiomycetes; Serinales; Debaryomycetaceae
Source: the annotation of a GenBank genome assembly